Gavialis gangeticus (Gharial) is the source of this 3639-nucleotide messenger RNA. It is a transcript of the gene ARHGAP24, whose product is annotated as Rho GTPase activating protein 24. Gene Ontology annotation, biological process: negative regulation of Rac protein signal transduction; activation of GTPase activity; negative regulation of ruffle assembly. Gene Ontology annotation, cellular component: focal adhesion. Lineage: Eukaryota; Metazoa; Chordata; Crocodylia; Gavialidae. The transcript is spliced from 7 exons. Gene Ontology annotation, molecular function: GTPase activator activity. The record is from RefSeq and is a predicted model, not a curated record. The coding region runs from base 1282 to 3246 and encodes 654 amino acids.
CAUUCUUUAAAAAAAAAGAAAGAAAGAAAAUACCAGGGCAUUUAAUGCUUGUUUGCACAUGAAAUUCCUUUCCCAAUUAAAUUAAAAAGUGUUUUUUAAAGAAAGUAAAGACUUGAGCUUUGAUUGCAGAGCUUGAAAACAGGAAUAAAGUGAAGGAAGGGAAUAGUAGCAGGGGAGGAGGGGGAAGUCACAGCAGCAUUUUAACCGGGGAUAGGAGGAAAGUUGGAGCCUCCUAUGAGAGUGAGAGCACCGAGACCUGCUGCUUAAGUUGCCACACGUGACAGCAGCUUGAAGUCAACUCAAAGUCAACAACCAAAAAAAAAAGAAAGAAAUCAACGUUGCAGCAGCUCCCUCCUUUAGAUUGUUUUGCCUGCACCUUUUGCAUACAGCUGGCUGAGCAGAAGGCAGCAGCAGCAGCAGCUCUGAAACACUCUGAUGAGAACUGUGGGAAAGGGAAGAGACGACCACAAUAUCCCCUUCGCGGAAGCAUGCAUUCUGCAGUCCAUCCCAAGAAUCUUUCCGGCAAGGAAGCAAGCACUGCUGUAUCUGACAUGCCUCUAACACAGGAGCCUCUGAUAGUUUGAAGGCAAAAAACAAAAACAAAACCCAAGCAAGAAACCUACAAGGACAUCAGGAAAGGGAGGCGGCUACAUAAAAGGCUCUUUGAAAAGAAUCCAUUCUGGACAGAGCCAUUUGGGUGAAGGUGCCUUUAUAAAGAUUCCCUGUUUGCACAGAUAAAAGGAGUCAGCAAGAAGUAUCCUGGAUAAUUCUUCAGGGGUCUUUUUGUCAUUGUUUGCAUUUUUUUUCCCUCAUACAUCGCUAUGUGCUGACCUUUUCCAAUGGAAUUUGAGUCCCCUGCUACUCUACCCACAGUUCCAGCUGAGAGGAAGAGCUCUUUUCUCCCACCCCCCCAUCACCACUCCCUCCUUCCUCCUGCAGACACUUCCAUUUGAAUAGAAGAUAUAUCUUUUCGCUGACAUUCUUUUGUUGUGACAUGGCAUAACAGACAGUUGUCUCACAGCAGGAAAUUAAGGAAAAAGAGCAAAGGAAUUAGAAAGACAGAAAGAAAUUGUCCCCAGAGGAGAACUGAAGCAGGAAAGAUAACAUUAAAAAAAUUAAAACUCUAUGAAGAUCUAGAAGAUCCGAAAUCUUCAAGCUCUAGAAUAAAAAUGUACUAUAAAAAGCUCCCAAGCAGCCCAUAACAAUGAACAGUCAUGGUGUUUCGUCUGGCUGCAGCUUUUAAAAGAAAGCUUUGAGGGUGAAAGUGGGGCCCUGGCCUAUAUGAUGCCUGAAGAUAAAAAUGCUGGGGUCCGCACAUCAGGUGCCUUAGCAUCAGCUCCUUUCAUUCCUAAAACUACCUAUAGGAGAAUUAAACGGUGUUUUAGUUUUCGCAAAGGUAUUUUUGGACAGAAGCUGGAAGACACGGUACGAUAUGAGAAGAGGUAUGGGAAUCGUCUGGCUCCCAUGUUGGUGGAACAAUGUGUGGAUUUUAUCCGACUGCAGGGCCUGAAAGAAGAAGGACUUUUUAGACUUCCAGGCCAGGCUAACCUUGUCAAAGAGUUACAGGAUGCAUUUGAUUGUGGAGAGAAGCCAUCAUUUGACAGCAAUACAGAUGUGCACACAGUGGCAUCACUGCUCAAGCUGUAUCUAAGAGAACUCCCAGAACCAGUUAUUCCCUAUGCAAAGUAUGAGGAUUUUCUUUCCUGUGCCAAGCUCCUCAGCAAGGAGGAAGAAACGGGGCUGAAGGAAUUAGUGAAGCAAGUAAAGAGUCUUCCACCUGUUAAUUUCAGUUUGCUGAAGUACAUCUGUAGAUUCCUGGAUGAGGUCCAGUCCUAUUCUGGUGUAAACAAAAUGAGUGUGCAAAAUCUAGCAACUGUCUUUGGUCCCAACAUCCUGCGCCCAAAAGUAGAAGAUCCUCUGACCAUCAUGGAGGGUACUGUAGUGGUCCAGCAACUAAUGUCAGUGAUGAUAAGCAAACAUGAAGAGCUGUUUCCCAUGGACACAGACCUUCAGGCAGGGGAGCAGGUAUGCAACAACAACAAUGAGAUUCCGAAGAAAAUAAUCAUUGGUCAACUGCAGAACAAGGAGAACAAUAACACCAAGGAAACAGCAGUGAGGCACUGUUCUUGGGACAAAUCAUGGUCUCCCAAGAGGGGAAGCAUGGAUAAUGGGUCUCCUACAGCCCUGCCAGGGAGCAAAUCAAAUAGCCCAAGAAACAGCAUUCAGAAACUUGAUGUCACAAAAAGCCCACCUCUCAUGGUAAAAAAAAAUCCAGCCUGUAAUAAAGGCAGUGGCAUAGUCACCAAUGGGUCCUUCAGCAGCUCUGCGGAAGGCCAUGAGAAGACCCAGACCUUACCAGAUUGUAUGCUGCAGGCCAGGAGGACAUCAUCCUUAAAAGGACCAGUUACUAAACUGGGCAUGCACAGUGUGCAGAAUGGAGGAGUGCGCAUGGGCAUUUCCAGCACAGAUGGGCACAGCAAUACUCUGAACAGCCAGACUGCAACCUGGAUGCCCAAUGGGUAUGUCACUCUUAGGGACAACAAGCAAAAGGAGUCAGUGAGUGACUCUGGGCAGCACAAUAGACUCUCCACCUAUGACAAUGUCCACCAGCAGUUCUCCAUUGUGAACUCUGAUGAUAAGCAGAGCGUAGAUAGUGCCACUUGGUCCACAUCCUCUUGUGAAAUAUCCCUUCCUGAGCACUCCAACUCUUGUCGAUCAUCUACCACCACCUGCCCUGAACACGACUUUUAUAGGGGUAAUUUUGAAGACUCAGUGUUAGAUGGACCACCACAAGAAGCCCUCUCUAACCAAGGAGACUUCGAAAGUAAAAGUGACAGAAGAAGUGUAGGGGGAUGCAACAGCCAGGCUACCAGCAGCAGUGACAACAGUGAAAUGUUUGUAGUGAACAAUACCAACAGUCACAGUGCUCUGCACAGCCUUGUGUCCAGCUUAAAGCAGGAGAUGGCAAAACAAAAGCUUGAGUAUGAAACAAGGAUAAAGAGCUUGGAACAGAGAAAUCUCACCCUGGAGACAGAAAUGAUGACCCUUCAUGAAAUGCUGGAUCAAGAGAGGAAAAAAUUUACAAUGGUAGAAAUCAAAAUGCGCAAUGCAGAGCGGGCAAAAGAUGAUGCAGAGAAAAGGAAUGAUAUGCUACAAAAAGAGAUGGAGCAGUUUUUCUCAACAUUUGGGGAACUGGCUGUGGAACCUCACAGACCAGAGACAGGCAAUUCUGUAUGGAUCCAAUAAGCAUUCAUAAUCAAAACUGUGGGAUUUUGGGAAGCAUUAGCUGGGUAUUAGACUGCAUCAGGUGGCUGGUCACCUGACUGAGGCUAGCACUCAACAUAAGGUUGUAAACCCUUGAAGGAAGAAACCAAACAGAAAUUAACUACCCCAUGUCUGCAACGUGUACUUAUCAAGUUAUAUUCUUUAAAUGUUUCAUGAUGCUACUGUCAAGUGUUACAACUGGAUAUGUGUAUAUAGAUAUAAAAAAAUCAUCCUAAAGAGAGCGAGAAAUGGAGCUCAAGAGAUAUUUUAAUGCAAGGCUUGUCUUUAAAUUUGUACACUGAAAUGUUGUUGCAAUCAAGCUUUAUAUCAAGGCACUUAACAUAAUAAAGUAUUUUUGGCAUUGUGUUACCAUCA